Siniperca chuatsi (mandarin fish) is the source of this 8560-nucleotide messenger RNA. It is a transcript of the gene rp1, whose product is annotated as oxygen-regulated protein 1. NCBI's taxonomy places the organism in Eukaryota, Metazoa, Chordata, Actinopteri, Centrarchiformes, Sinipercidae. The coding region runs from base 1262 to 7831 and encodes 2189 amino acids. Gene Ontology annotation, cellular component: axoneme. The transcript is spliced from 4 exons. Gene Ontology annotation, biological process: retina development in camera-type eye; photoreceptor cell development; intracellular signal transduction. The record is from RefSeq and is a predicted model, not a curated record.
UCAAACAUUGUGCCAAAAUGUAUAUUAUUUUUUUACCUGUUUAUAUGAGCUAAUGGUAACACACUGGAAACUUUAUUAAUGAAGCUUUUAUUUGAUGCUAAUCCACACUUUAAACACAUGGUGUCAUGGAACAUUUCCUUAUAUCGGACUGUUUGACCUACACAGGCCCAUCCUUCAAUCCCCCCACCAGCUAGUCUCCAUCUUCCAGGACACUGCACAUGCUAGUAGGAGGUAUUAGCAGCUUUUACUCAGUCAGGGGCAGUUGGUAAUCGGCACACUGUUUGCUAACUGCAGUGCAGUGACACACACAGCUCUCACCCCUGCAUGCUACUACUGUACCAUGUUAGCCUUCCUAAUUUGGAUACAAAGCUGAAGUAUUCCCAAAAUUAUGGUCACAUUUCUUAUUAAUUACAUUCACCAGGAUAUUCAACAAGUGCAAAUACUGAUACAUUGUGUGUUCUGAAAUCUGUUGGUGGAUUUCCAAUACCUGCUGUGAGGUAAAAGUGCUCUCUUAAGACCCUAUUCUGCUUCAUGCUGUCAGCAAGUGCGCAAAAUCUUUAACCUAAUCCCUAUUAGGCCAAGACUUCUCAAAUCUGAUUAUGUAGGCUACUUGCAAAUUAGAAAUAGUCCUAGCCACCUGUAUCUCUUCGGAGCGGUAAAGAUUUACUAAUAUCAUUUGAAAUGGAGAGUUCAUAUACCUUCGUGAACUUUCACCACCUCGUUCCUCAUUUACUUAAUAAUUCUGGUACUCACUCAGCCUUUUACUGUACUCAUUCACCCAUUCACUCAGUUACUUUCUCACUUUGUCUUUUAGUGCAAAUGACAAGUGAGAAAUUUAUGACUGAUGCGGCAGAGAACACUUUUGGAACAUUUUAAUAUUUUUUUUAAUCGAGACUUACAGGAUACAUUAGCCAUGAUGUAAAACUGUCAGGUGACCAAAUCAAAUUUAAGUCCUACUUUUUCAGAAAAACAAUAUUGCCAUCCAUUUUUGAUUGAAUCUCAUACUGAUAAAAGUACACAUUUUCAGUCUGCUGCGAUAGUUCCUCUGCGUUUCCUUCAUUUGUUACCUUACCUUGAUAUGCUGAUUACGUGUGAGCAAAGAUUAAGCAAAUUGGCCAUGAUGUUACACGUCCCAAAAUAGCCCUCCAACGCUGUUGAGAGGCUUUGACCAGCGCUCAGAGGAACAACGAAUGCACACUUUAUGUUGUUUUAGCCGUUAAAAUUAAGGGGAAAUGUGAGAUAUAGGCUGCCUCCACACAAUAUGAGCAACACACCCAUCCAGGAGCCACCUGCCCAGGAAUUGUCCUCUGGCAGCGGGCAGACAUCACCCUCCCGACCCUUUCAGCCAAUCUCUGAUCCCUCAGCUUCUAAAAGAGUAUGUUUCUACAAAAGCGGUGACUAUAAAUUCAGUGGGCAUCGCAUGGUCAUCAAUGCCCGCACCUUCAAGACAUUUGAUGCUCUACUGGAUGCUCUGUCCAAGAAAGUGCCUCUGCCAUUUGGAGUGAGGACCAUCACCACACCUCGCGGGACCCACCUGGUUAAGGCUUUAGAUGACUUACUUGAUGGGGGAUCAUAUGUGUGUUCUGAUCAGAAACGGGUGAAGCCAUUAAACCUGGAUGAAGUGAACCGGCGGCAGGUACCAUGGAAUACAACCAGACCCUUCAGCGCACGGGGGCGAAGGCGUCAAGGUCUCCAGUUCGGUCAGUUUGGUAGAAGGAAUGUAGACACCACCAGGCCAGCAAAGGUCACUGAGAGGGUGGCGGUACGGACACCAAAGAAGCUUGUGGUCAUCAAGAAUAGGGAUCCCUCUGUUAAACGCACAGUUGUGUUGCAGAGAAGAACAGCACCAACAUUUGAUGCUUUACUGGAUUACCUUUCCCAGAUCCUGCAAUUCCCAGUGCUGAAGCUCUUCUCUACAGAUGGCAGAAGGGUUGAUGGUCUCACAACACUUAUCCUGUGCUCUGGAGUUGUUGUGGCAGCAGGCAAUGAGCCAUUCAGAUUAGGAAACUACAGUUUUCACAGAACGGGCCAGAUGGCACAAGUAAUGUACAUGGAUACUGUGGAACCAUCUAUGUUGCUGCCAACAGCUCAGAACAACAAAUCUUUCUCAAGUGGAAGAGGCUCGAGGAACUUUUCCUUAUCAUCUGAGAGAUAUAUUGUCGACCAGAUAAACAAGUCUCAAAAUGGAAGCACGAAUGGCCACCUGCAUCACCACAACGGAUCAUUUGAAACAGAGGUCAAUCAUCGUCACACACCCAUGGAGACAUGUGGAACUGGGAGGGUAGAUAAUGAGCAUCAUUCUUGCAUUGUACCUCAGGACGAUGACAUAGAAAAAUCUUUCCGUGUGAAUCAAGAUGGCAGCAUGACAGUGGAGAUGAAAGUUCGUCUGACCAUUAAAGAGGAGGAGAUGCUCCACUGGACUACCACACUCAGCCGCUCCAGCCUUAGCAAGAGGACACUUUGUGCCUCGAAUUCUGAGUUGGGCAACAGCUCACCUGACUCAAACAACGCCGUUGCCAAAGACUCCUCUAGCAUCAGUGAAGAUGAAUCGAAAGAGGAGAACCAUCCCGCUGGAGCUGGAAAGGGUGUCGGCUUUAAUGAUGAGCGAGUAUAUGAGGGCUACACUUCCACGGCCUUAGGAAAAGCAGAAACAGGUUUCAAACGCACUCCAACACCAGGUCCUGGUCCUCUGCAUGUUAAGAAGAAGGCGUCUGUUGAGAAUGUGAAGAUGGUGACAGAGUCAGGGGUUCAAGAGAGCACCCUGGGACAUUAUUCCUACAUGGAAAGGAAGGCUGAUGGUGAGACAACUGAGGGAUACUGCGUUGUCAGACACAGCAGCAGCAACAGCAACAGGCCAAUCCCAAAACCUCGGAAAACAGCGUCUGCAGGGGCGAGCAACAAAGGCUCCCACUCCUCCAUAAGGUCGUCAGGAGUAGCGGAGGUCCUUCAGAUACAAAAUAACGGGAUGGAGGUUACAGAGACUGUGAUGCAUAUUUAUGAGAGUCAAGGCUGCUACGACAACUACUUUGCAAAUGAGGAAUAUAGCGCGGACGGUGUACCUUUUCAUGGUUCCACUCCAGCGCCAGAGAGCAAACCAUCAACUGACUCAGGGCCACGAUCAUCCAGCAAUGAUUGUGAUAUAGAUUUUAGUUGGCAGCCACCCACUACUGACUCACUACAAAGACAGAAGGAGGAGAUGUUAUCAUUGUCAUCAGAGCCAAUAACACAUGAGAUUACCAACAAUCUGUCUUCAGUGACUGAGAAAGAGGCCCAAACUGCAACAACCUCCCAGGAGACAGUAAAAAAAGACAAAACUUCUAAAAGUGAGAAGAUGAAAAAGAUGAUUAAACCUACUAGGAAUCAGAAGAGUUCAACUUCAACAAGUGGCUCAGAUAAAAAGCCAAAGGAAAGCAUAGUAAGCCCCUCAAUAAAAGGCAAACAUUCGUUUAAAGACAAGCUCAGCAGCAAUGCCAGUGUGGGAAAAAAGAGUUUGAGUUCAUCAGAAAGUGCUAAAAGUGGUCAAAAGAGUAGAGGAGCAGAAAAGCCACACAUUAGGAAAUCGAGUAAGGGUGAAAACAUGCCCAGGAAAGAGCAAGCCUUAUUAGUUAACACUGAAAAUGUGACCCCACCUAAGAGACAAAACAUGCAUAAAGCAGCUGCUAAAGAUAAUGGCCAUAAUGUAAAUACUUCAACUGGAAGGCCUCAAAUGAAGAAGAACAUGUUAGACAUUUUUCAACCCAAAAAAUCACUUAUGCCAGACAUAAAGACAAUUAGCAAGCCCAAAUCCAUGACUGAAAGCAUAAUAUCAUCACCUAAAAAGUCUUUAGAGUUGAAUGAGAGUUUUUCGAUGCCUUCUCUCAAUCCUUCACCCUCUGAAAUACACCAAUAUGUUGAGAACUGGUUGGAGAAAAUCAGCCCAGACCCAGUGCCAUACACUGAGGAAGCCAUCACAGAUGAAUCAGAGCCUCGGACAAAGGUUGUGUUUCAGAUAGGCGGUGAUUCUGAAUCAGAUGAAAAGACUGAAUGUCAGAGUAAUCUAGAUGAGUAUUAUCCUGGUGAUGCUCUCAAGAAAUCAACUUCCUGUCUAUCAGUACCUCUUUCUCAUGCAGAAACAGCUACAGCUCUGCUGCACAAUGAACAAAAUAUGAGAGGUUUAUGUGUUUCAAUGCCGAGUGUUAGAGUCGAUCCUGUACACCAGGAGAACAAACUGAGGUCACACAAAUCUGCAGAGGCCAUCGGUCCAGCUGACAAUGAACCAUCGUCAUCUACGUCCAACAUUUUAAGUCCCAAAGCAAAGAUAACACCUGUCCUGCGGCAACUCUGUUCAUCGAUUCAGUGCAUCAGAGGGACGUCUGACACCAACAUAACAUCCAAUCUUGAGAAGUCCAACAGCCUUCCUGAUUUCCCAACACAAGUGGCUUCAGUGUUCGGCUCAUCAUGUAAAGCCUUGGUGUCAUUCUUAUCAGUGAUGACUCUGCGAGAUAACCUAACAGGAUCUGCACCGGGAGGUGGCAACCUAUCAAGAAGCACCUCUGAGGCCAUGCUUAUGAUGGAAUCCCUGCAGAAAAUUUCUGCCAUCAAAGACGAGGAAGAGCAGAGGGCAAGUUUGACGGAUCUGCAAAGCAGAGCGUCUUCUCAGUUCAGAGACCACUGGAAGGAUUUCCAGAUUUUGAGGGAAAGGCUUGAAAGUGAACCGCUGUCUCCAAAAGUUUCAGAAACAGAAUUUGCCCUGGAUGUUGUCUCCGAAGGGGGUGAGGUAUUUGAGGCUCAGCACUUGGGCAUUGAUGAGCUGAUGGAGGAACUGAAUAUGCCGCAAGACCUCAGAGCAGAGAUUUCUUCAACAAUCCAACAAGCUAAAAGUUUUUACCCUGUAGAGGAGAGCACUUUUGUAGAAGCUGAAAGAAACCAGUCGGACUCAGAGGAAGAUGUGGAAACAUUUGUUGAAGAAUGCAACGAUGAAACAAAACAAUCACCGGAGCCUGAUACUACCUGCAUAGCCAAGGACAUUACUCAGACAAAACAGGGUGAUGAUAAUGGAGAGAUAGAUAACUUAAAGAAAAUGCAAUCUGAUUAUUCUGAACAGGCCAAAGAAUCUGAAAUAACAGAGACAGAAAGAGAUGAGCCCCUAAAAGACAAAGAAAAUGAAAAAGAAGAGGAACAACUAGAUGAGGUAGAGGAUGAUAGGGUGGAGGUGAAUGAUAAAGAGGAUACAAAAGAGAUAGAUGAUGACGAUGGUGAAGAGACUGAAAUGGGAGAAAGGGAGGAAGAGGCAGAAGAGGGGGCAGUGACAGAAGAAAAAAUGGAUGACAAGGGGCAGGAGGAAUGGGAAGCGGAAAAUGGAAGUGGAAAGGAGGAGGAAUCUGUUGAGAAAGUAGAGCAAGGGACAAAGGAAGAGAUGACAGUGGAUAAGGAGGAAGAGGAGGAGAUAUUAGAAGAAGGAGAGAAAGAAGUGGUUGAAGAGACAGAGGAGGGAUUUAUGGAUGAAGAAGAUCAAGAAGCAAGAGAGGAAGACAGUGUUGAAGAGACAGAUGAGAGAGAGGGUGUUGAGGAGACAGAGGAAGAAAAGGGGGAGGAAGAGGAAACUGAGGAGAAGCAAGGGGAAGAGCUUGAAGACGAGGCAGAUGAGGUUAUCGUGGAUACAGAUAAAGGAGAGGAAGUAGAAAAUAUUGAAGAAGUGGAAAAGGAGGAAGAGGAAGAGGAAGCAGAUGCUUUUACUGAGGAUGCAGAGGAGGAAGCAGAGGAAGAUAUUGAGGCUAUUGAGGAAAAUGAGGAAGAGGAAAUGAAAGAGGUUAUUGAGGCGAAAGAUGAGGAAGAGGAGGUAGGAAGUCUGAUUGAAGAGGAGGAGGAGGAAGACAAAAAAGGUGCGGUUACUGAGAAAGAUGUAGAGGAGGAGGUUAUUGAGGAGGACAAUGAGGAAGAGGAAAUGGAGGAAGACAUUGAGGAGGACAAUGAAGAAGAUGUUGAGGGAAAGGAUGAGGAAGAGGACAAAACCGAGGUGGUUAGUGGGGAAAACAAUGAGGAAGAUGAGGAGAAAGAAGAGAGAGAACAAGAAGAGGAACAAGAGGAUGAGGAGGAUGGUGAGGAUGUUGAGGUUAAGAAUAGAGAAGACAGGGUGAUUACAGAUGAGGAAGAAGACGAAACUGACACAAAUUUAGAAGAGGAAGAAAAGUGUGAUGAGGGUGAAGAGAGCAGGAAAGAGCUGGAGAAAACAGAAAGUAGUCUUGAGGAAGAAUCAGCAGAAGAGAAAGAAGUUGUAGAGGAGAUAGAGAUUGAAGAAAACAUGAAAGCAGGACAAAUGCAAGAUGAAGAGGAGAGGGAAGAUGACGAAGAAGAAAAUGAAAGUUAUGAGUUAAAUGAGGGGUUAGACCAGGUGGAAAAGCAAGAAUCAAAGGAUGAGGUAGAGGAAGAAAAUGUUAAUGAUGAUGCAGACAGUGUUGCUGCCAGUACGGAUUGUAAAAACCUACUAGAGGAGGCCUCGUAUUUACAGCAGCAGAGUAGCUGUGAAGAGGAGGCAACUGUGGAUACUAAGGUAGCAGAACGUAACACUGAAUCAUCAACUAAAUAUUCCUCUGAGGGUCAGUGUGAGGAUGACAAAGGUAAUGGAACAGACACUGUUAAUGAACUUGAAACAGACGAGGGAGGGGAGCAUCACGGGGAAAGGAGCAGCAGUCUACCACAUCCAGUAGAAAUAUCACAGGAAUUACUUGACUUUGUUAACUCUGCCCUACAGUCCUCUUCACUUAUAUUCACAUAUGACGCUCAGGGGAACAUCAGGAUAGAGCCAGAUAAUGCUCGAGUUAUACAAACUAAACAAACUACUAUUCCAAAAAGUAGAGAGGAUAUUUUAUACGGCUUAAAGCGUCUCCCGAGCCCGAUCACCUCAGAUUUAUCUGAUUACAGGCCAGAAACGUCGGAGAGUGGUGGAUAUAAAACUCAGGAGUCUGUAGAUAUUGUCACAGAGAGUGGAGAAGAGGCUUCAGAGAGACCUUCUCCAGCCUGCAGACAUAAGACUGAUAUCUCUAAUGGGAGAACAAAUGUGGAGAGAGCUAACUCCAAACUCUCCGUUGCAAGCAAUUCAGAAGUCUCGCAAAAUUCCCAAUUAAAAAGUGGAGGAAGUUUAUCUUCGUUCGACUCAGGCACUAAAGUCUCAAGGGAGGAUCUGUCUUAUUUCAGUGCUGCAAGCUCACAAAAGGCAGACGCCGGACCUGCCACAGAGGUCACACAGGGCAUUUCUUUCACCUCAGACAUAGACUCAACUGAUGGGGUUUUGAUCGACCAAGGUAGAUGGCUACUCAAGGAGAAUCACCUCAUCAGAAAAUCUCCUCCAGUCUCCCUGGGAAUGUACGGUAAUGUAGACAGCACAUCUAUAGAUACAGGUCAGGAGAACACUAGCGUGGAUUCCUCACCUCAUCAUAAAACCCAGCACAACCCUCUUGAAGCCAUAUCUUCAUCAGAGCUUGAGGAGAUGGCAAAGCCUCAAACUCCAAAGUGCACCUACUACAACAUGCCACAUGGAAGCGACUCAGACCCCUUUUUGGAUGAUUCCAGUGGCAAAAGUAGGAAAGAAGAUACAAGCAGUGUCAAAGGGAGAGGCUUUAGAGUGUCACCUACGAUUGAUACUUCCAAAAGCUGGGCAAAUAAAAAUGGUAGUCUGUCUUCAUUUGCAUCAGUUGAGUUUAAAAUACCAGACAGAAAAGUGCAUCCUGAGGGGGAGUCCUCAGCUGUGACACAGGCAAGAAGGACAUCUAGUGGAGGAGGGGGGGUACUGCAAGCACAAGACUCCCUUGAUACACUACACAUGAGAUGUAGCCAAUACUGUCCCAUACUAUAAAAGCAGGACAUUACGUUUCACAGAAAUAUUCACACAUGCUGGUCCUGCGUGUGCUAUAAGUCUUGGCUAUGAUUAUUUUGCUGUAAUGCAGCCAGAAAUGUUUUGUGUUUCAUCAAAUAAUCACGAACAAAAACUUUUCUUGCAGCUCUAACAGACCUACAGACGUGUGGUGAUUGAAGAGAGUUGUGCCUCUUAUUUGUGUUUGAAUGUAGUCAAAAAUGUAAGUUUACACACAUUCAAUGCUGUCUUUUUGGUGCUGACUGAGGAGAUCCAUCACAUCAUUAAAAUAAUUACAAAAUCAAAAAUAUAACAAUAUCAGCAAAUAAGAACAACUUUUUUCUACCCAUUCAAUGUUCUUGACUGAACAUCACUGUAUUAUCUAUUAUUACAAGUACCACAAGUACUAUUAGUUUCUUAUUGAAUAUGAUGCAAUACAUCAGAGAAAGACUGUAUCUGCAAAGGAAAGCAGAUUUUAUUGCUUGUUUUGCUUCUUCCAGAAUUUGCAAUGCAUGUUGAGGGAUUACUAUUUCGUAAGUCAGCUGUGGAAACUAUAGUGUUCACUUUGUUGCUCUGCAGAUCCUCUCAGGGUUUUAACAAAGGACUACUGAAUGUCAAUUUUGAAGUGAGAACUGAUUAUUCUGUCAAAACAAAAUUAAUUAUGAGGCAGCUUCUGACAAAAUGUUAUUUUUGGCUGUAAGAAUAUUCAAUAAACCAUGUUUCAUUUUUUAA